Molecule: messenger RNA, 981 nt
Organism: Penicillium lagena
Lineage: Eukaryota; Fungi; Ascomycota; Eurotiomycetes; Eurotiales; Aspergillaceae
Exons: 2
Coding region: 1-981 (326 amino acids)
Source: RefSeq, a predicted model, not a curated record
AUGACAUACUAUUACAUCGGGGGACAGCCGUACAAUUCUCAGCAGUGGUCCAUCAUUAUUGUGACGAGUUUCUUAGUCGCAACCUCGACUCUCGCCGUGGGAUUGAGACUCUACGCCCGGCAAAGCAGCGGAGGGAGGUUGUAUCUGGAUGAUAUCUUCAUCGUGGCAUCGUUGGUUUCAAUCUUGCUGUUUUACAAGAGAAUCUUCCCGACGACUCUAAUGAAGCAGGUCUGCAAUGGCCUGUUUAUAUUCCUGGGAGUUUGGUACAUAACCUUCCAAAUAGCCGCCAUUUUCCAAUGCACACCCGUGAAGUUCUUCUGGGAACGGAAGAUUCCAGGGGGCCAUUGUGUCGACAAUGUCAGCUUUUACAUUGCCCUUGCAUGUACCAAUACAUUGACGGAUAUUAUCCUACUCAUCCUGCCGAUGCCACUCCUGUGGCGGCUGCAGAUCUCACGGAGCAAGAAAAUAUCACUCUCUGGAGUGUUUCUGCUGGGCGGAUUUGUCUGCGCAAUUGCGCUCUAUCGCAUUAGCACCCUGCCACUGAUCGAUGACAACGACAUCACCUAUUCCAACACAUACGCCGGGUUAUGGACGUCAAUCGAGGGAAGUGUGGGAGUAAUUGUCGCAUGUCUACCCAGUCUGAUGCCUAUCUGGAAUCGGAUGCGAGGAAAAACCGUUGGCUACGCACAAUAUUCGAGUCAAUUGACCCAGUACGGGAACGAAAGCAGAAAUUGCCGCUCCAUGGGUGGAGGUAGAUUAAAGGACAGAAGGAGUGAGUUCGAUCCGUUGUCUAGUCGAGCCGGCCCGGAACGGGGCCAGUCGCAGGAGAGAAUAGUGCGCACGACGGUGGCGCAUGGCGAGGAAGUAUACAGCACUCAUAGCGACGAGCAGAGCGAAGUAUCUCGGAAUGCGAUCGGAGUGGUCACCGAAGUUCAGCAGCAGAUUGAACUCAGAGAUCUCGGGACCCGGGAGCAUGUAUGA